GAGGGGCGGGGUGAGGGGUGAAGUUGGGUGGGGAAGGGCUGUAGCCUAAGAGGCCACCUGCUUUUACCAUGCCCAGGCCGCUGGCUCAGGGCCUCGCCCUCCUCCUGAACUGACAGAGCCCCUGGCUCCUAUAAUCUGGGCCAGGCUUGUGAAGAGUUUCUGUCCCUGGCUGUGCUGUUGCUCCCGGCUUUUUUGGGGGGAUUUUAUUUUUUUUUUUGAGGUAAGGCUGUUUUGCCCAGUGUACUAAGACAAUCUGGGGUUUUGUUUGUUUAACAAAGGUGGGAGGUGCACCAGACCCGACUCCACUCUGAUGGGCUUUGCAGUGGUAUACUUCCAUUGACGUGCACAGAGUUACUCGUGGUUUACACAGCUUUAACUCAUGAUGCUAUUUCAGUUCUCCAGCUCUAGUGUUCAAAAAUAUUGACAUGCAGUUGAGGACAUUUUUGUCAAUACUUGUCUGAAGUGAGGAAAGGCUGCUGCUUGGUUUAUGACGCAUCCUAUAUCUGAAGAACACUCCUGAUGGCAGGCUCCCUAAAACCAAACCCGAUGUCUGUUCAUGUUGUAGCCUUUGGAAAUGAGAGAGAUGGAUUUUCUGAAGACAAUCAGCAAUCAAGUCUGAUCUGGACCUAUCUUGGGAGAAGUGCUCUCAUUUCAGAGACUGAAAGCAAUUUGCUGCUGAACUCUGCCAACCACACUGGAAACCCUGUGUUCACUGAAUAUCAAGCCUGUGUGUUUGGAAAUGUCAGACUGGUGGUGCAUGACUGUCCCCUUUGGGAUAUUUUUGACAGUGACUGGUACACCUCUCAAAAUCUUAUUGGAGGAGCUGAUAUCAUUGUGAUUAAAUACUCUGUAAAUGACAAAUCUUCAUUUCAAGAAGUAAAGGAUAGUUAUGUUCCAAUGAUAAAAAGAGCAUUAAAUCAUUGUUCAAUUCCAGUCAUAAUUUCUGCUGUUGGCGCAAGAAAAAGCGAAGUACCUUGUACUUGUCCACUGUGCACUUUAGACAGAGGGAGCUGUGUUACUGCUUCUGAAGGGAUUCAACUUGCUAAAGAACUGGGAGCUACUUACCUUGAAUUGCACAGUCUCAGUGAUUUCUAUAUAGGAAAAUAUUUUGGAGGAGUGUUGGAGUAUUUUAUGAUCCAAAGCUUGAAUCAGAAGUCAUCUGAAAAAAUGAAAAGAAAAGAAAGCCACAAGUGCCAUGGAGUUAAACCACCUCAGCUUGAACAGCCAGAAAAAAUGCCAAUCUUAAAAGGUGAAGCCUCGCAUUAUAACUCCGAUUUACAUAACUUGCUGAUCUGCUGCCAGUGUGUGGAUGUGAUAUUUUACUCGGAAGAUUUAAAGGAAGUAGUAGAAGCACACAAGAUUGUUUUGUGCUCUGUAAGCCAUGUCUUCAUGUUACUUUUCAAUGUGAAGAGUCCAGCUGAUAUUCAGGAUUCCUCUAUCAUAAGGACUGCACAGACUCUCUUUGCAGUGAACAACGAGGCUGUGUUUCCAGUUUCUAGCAGAGGUUCACCAUGCGGCCCACCGGUUAGAGUCUUUGUUAAAGACUCUUUCUUCUGUUUUUGUUUGUCAGACAUUCUGCACUUCAUUUAUUCAGGUGCUUUCCAAUGGGAAUUGUUGGAAGAAGAUAUAAAAAAGAAGUUGAAAGACCCAGGAGAAGUUGAGCUUGUGCUUGAGAAAGUUAAAUGUAUCCUGAAAACUCCAGGAAAGGUGAAUAGUUCAAAGAAUUGCAGAUCUCAUCAAACAGCAAGACCCUUGCAGUUAUGUGAUACUUCUCUCAGGCUUUUCUUUAACACACAUGUGUUAGCUGAUGUCAUCUUCCAAAUACAAGGUGCUACUGUACCAGCCCACAGAGCAGUCCUAGUGGCUCGCUGUGAAGUAAUGGCAGCUAUGUUUAAUGGAAGUUAUAUAGAAGCAAAUAGUUUUCUGGUUCCAGUUUAUGGCGUUUCCAAAGAUACUUUCCUCUCCUUUCUAGAGUAUCUGUAUACUGACUCCUGUUGUCCAGCCAGUAUUUUGCAAGCCAUGUCUCUCUUGAUUUGUGCUGAGAUGUACCAGGUAUCCAGACUCCAGCAUAUCUGUGAGCUUUAUAUCAUCACACAGCUGCAGAGUAUGCCUAGUAGGGAAUUAGCAUCUACAAGUCUUAGCGUUGUCAGCUUGCUCAGAAAAGCCAAGUUUCACAACUCUGACUGCCUUUCAACUUGGCUCCUUCAUUUUAUAGCCACUAACUACCUCAUCUUCAGUCAAAAGCCUGAAUUUCAAGAUCUUUCAGCGGAAGAGCGCAAUUUUGUUGAGAUGCACAGAUGGCCUUCCAGUAUGUACUUGAAACAGCUUGCAGAUUACAGGAAUUACAUCAACUCCCAAAAAUGCCACUGCAUAGUAAUGUAACCAGAAGAUUGAUUAUUCAUAAACUGGAGAAUUACAGGCUGGGAAUUACAUGGAGGCUAUUAAAACUGUAGCAGGGAUGAAAAUAAACAUUUAAGUCCUGCUGUACUCUAUAAUUCGCUUGCUAAUACUCUUUUCAUUAAUAAUGAAUUAUUGUGAUGUUUUAAAGGGAUUAAGAAAUACACCAUAGGACAGCAUAAGGAGUUAAUCAAGCCUGGUCUACACUACAAAGUUAGGUUGACAUAAACCGCACGUGCAUGCCUAUACCUAAAUUUGUCUCUGACUGAUGUAAGUGCCCUGUUAACAGCAAUGCAGUAACACUACCUCCCUGAGCAGCAUUAAGCCAUGAUUGAUGUACUGAGGUCGACGCAAUGCAAGUGUAAACACAGCAUUACUUAUAUGAAUUCUAACAGUCCUCCAGCAGCUGUUCCACAGUGUCUGACGCUAACCUCUUUGGUCACAAUUGUGAAUGCCAUUGUCCAGAGGUCAUGGACUCUAGAAGGCCCUCCCUCUCUUUUUUUUAAAGCCCUGCAAAUUUUUGAAAUGCCUUUUCCUGAUUGUCCAGCUGGAGAGCACACCUAGCAGCUCUCCAUUGUGUGCAACUAUGCAGCUGACUAUGGCAGCUAUAUGCUCCAGACACACACCAUCUUGGAGUAGACAAGAGAUAUUGGAUCCUCUGGGCCUGUGUGUAGAAGAGGCUGUGUAAGCACAGCUAUGGACCAUCCAUAGAAAAAUGAACAUCUAUGAGCAGAUUGCACAGGGGAUGCUGGAGGAGGAGUAUGACAGGGGCCAGCAGCAUCGCUUUGUGAAAGCGAAGGAAUUGGGUCAGCCAUAUCAAGAGGCGAACAAUCAUUCUGGUGCUGACUGGCAGACCUGCCACUUUUACAAAGAGCUGCAUGCCAUAAUUGUCAGAGACCCUUCUGAUAUCCCGCGCAUAAUCAUGGAUACCUUUGAGGAUCCCAAGCCACAGGUCCCUGGUAUGAACAGCUACGAAGAGGAUGGGGGACAUGCAACUAGGGAGCCAGGACCUGUUUUGAGAUUCCACCGCAGUCCAGUCAGUCCCAGCAGUUGAGUAUAGGUGAGUUCAAUGCAGGGGAAGGAACUUUGGCUGUUGCCAUUGUGGCUCUGAGAGGUUCCCCCCUCUGCACCUGACGAAAGCCUGAGCUGGAUGAGGAGGAGAAAGAGGAGGACUCGGGAUGACAUAUUCAAUGACAUCCUGCAAGCCAGUGUUGCAUGAGACUGUGAGAAAAGGAUCUGGAGGGUGAACAUUACAGACAGCCUGGGGAAGGAAAAAGCAGAGAGGAGAGAGGCACCAAGACAUAAUGGAGCUUCUCCAACAGCAAACUGAGAUGCUGCAGACUCUUGUGGACUUACUUUCAACAAUCUCAGGUUCUCCUCCCUUUGCAGUCCACGGCAAACUCCAUAACAGCACCUCCCUAUGCUCUCCCACCCUACAUUCCAUGUGGUAUCAGGGGCUUUAUCCCUAUCCCUCCCACUCCAGCCCAGCAGACAUUAAGGACAACCACAGCCUCACAUAAACUGAUCUGUGAAAUCGAUGGUUUCUGAAUAUGUAGAUUAAUGGACAAGAAUGUUCUUUCUGCUGGUUUUUCUGUUUAAUUAAUUUAUUUUUAAUGUAUUUGCUUUUAAAUUGCACAGAUUUUUUCGUUGCACUGGUUUUGCUUCUGAAUAACAUUUUAUUAUUUGGAAAAUAAUCUUUUAGUUCACUGCACAUGCUUCAGAGUAUCUAGCAAUUCUGAAAGCACCUCCUUAAUUGUUACUGUACAGUGUGGCACAACUCGUAAGAUCAGUGACAAACAGCAUAAUAAUCAUAAAUGUACAGCAAGCACAACAAAAUUUAAGAGGUGCAUUGACAGUGCUAUAUUCAUAGAUGUACAACACACAAUUCCUAACAGGCCCCAAAACAGCAGGGCCGAGUAGAGCAGAGUACAUCAUGCAUUACUGUGGCUCACUGUUAAAGUGCUCUUCAAAGCCUCUCUGAGCUGUAUGCUUUGGUGUUGAGCUCUUCUAAUAGGCCUUGUGUUUGGCUGUUCUAACUCAGCAGACUGCCAGUCCACUCUGGUGGAAACUUUUCCCCCUUUGCUUCCCUGAGAUUAUGCAGAACACAGCAGGCAGCUAUAACCAUUUGGAUGUCUUUUUUUUCCACUGAGAUCCAGUCUUGAGAGUAAACAACACCAGCAUCGCUUCAGUCUUCCAAAAGUGCAUUCAACUGUCUUUCUGCACCUGCUAAGCCAAUAGCAAAAUGUUUCCUUGAUGCUAUUAGGGUGGCCAAUGUACGGCUUCAUGAGCCAGGGGAGCCCAGGGGUAGGCUGUCUCCCAGGAUUGCUAUUAGUAUCUCAACAUCACCAGUGGUAAUCUGCCAGUUGGGAAAGAAAGUCCCUGCUUGUAGCUUUCUGAACAGUCCUGUAUUUUUAAAGAUGCAAGCAUUAUGCACAUUCCUUGAUCAGCCAAAGUUGAUGUCAGUGAGGAGACCCUAGUGAUCCACCAAAAGCUUGCAUAACUAUAGAAAAGUAGCCCUUUCUGUUGAUGUACUCUGUGGCAAGAUGGGCUUGUGCCAAAAUAGGAUAUGUAUGCUAUCUUUGCUUCACCACAGUUCAGGAAUGCCAUUAUUGAAAAUCCAGCAUGUCCUGCAUGUUCCUGAGUCACAGUACUGCAUAGCAAGAGAUGUUUAGUGGCCUUGCACUUGCAUGACAGUGGCCCCCAUAGUGGAUUUUCCAACUCCAAAAUGAUUUUUCACUUACCAGUAGCAAUCUGACAUUGCGGAUUUCCACCGUGCAAUCACUACUCUCUUCUCCACCAUCAGUGGAGCCCUCAUUUUGGUGUCCCUGUACUGGAGGGCUGAGGCACACAGAUUCAGGAAUGUGGUCUUACGCAUCUGAAAGUUCUGCAGCCACUGCUUGUCAUCCCAUGCCUGCAUUAUGAUGUGAUCCCACCAGUCAGUGCUUGUUUCUUGGUUCCAGAAGUGGUGCUCUACCAUCUGCAGUUUGAACACCAGCAACAACCUUGUAUUUGUUCUUGCUAUGUCCCAGAGCAGUCUGUGCUCCAAGAUACUGUUGUGUUCCCUGCUUAUUUGGUUCAUGUUACGGGUCUGCAAACAUCGGAAGAUCUUGCGUCCUGGCUUGCAACACUUAUGACAGUAGUGCAGAGCUAUGCAAGGGCCAUGCUUCUGUCAGAAAUGGACAGUGAGGAGGGCUGCAUAGGUUCAUGGGAAAAAGGUAUGAAAAUUAUGGGAUCUAGAUAACCUUAUGGCAUAGAUGGGAUAAAAACAAUUGCAAACUGGCCCCUUACCACCAGUCACUGCGCUUGACGUGUUUCUGCCCCACCAUACAUUGCCAAAACAUCCCAAAAGACGGUGAACUGGACAGUAGGGGAUUGCACUGAGAUACCUACCUAAGCACUUGUGAGUAUGUGUAAUACUUACACAAGGAGCCAAGUAUGCAUACACAUGAAUGAUGUACUAACGCUCGUGGCUUUAUGUUGAUGUAACUUGUGUCAACCAAAGUUUGCAGUGUAGACAUGGUCUCUGUUGUUUAGCUGCAAGCUGUUUUCCCUAAGGAUUCUUUGCUGCAGUAGUGGUGGUUUCAACUUCUAGAUGAGAUGUUGAAAACAUUUUAACUUUUGUAAAUCUUUUGUUUAACCUUCUAUGUGAGAUUUUCAAUGAAGUGUAAGGGAGUUCAGUACCCAGCUUUCUUAUGCUCUUUUGAAUAUCUCACCCUACCUGCUUAUUUUAGCCUAGGAUUAUCACACAAUCCUUGUAACGUAUUUAUGGGCUUUCUAGGUAAAGAAUAUGGUCAAAACAUUGGGGUUAAGUGUAUAACUAACUAUUCCCUGCAUAAGUUUCCCAUACAAUCAUAUGAACUGGUAUUUUCUCUUUAGCUAGGUGCUUAUAUGGCUCCAUCAUUGUACUGUCUGAGCACCUCCUGUGUAUUUAAAAGUUAGAAAUCUAACAAUCUUCCUAACCUGUAGGAGAAAAAGCUGGUUUAAUUUUUAGGGCAUUUUCUGUUGUUUGGUAAUGUUAUAUAUGUGUGUGUGAAGAAAUUAAGGGGAAGUAAAGGCAAAGAAGAAAUUUGUAUUCAACUGUGAAAGGUAUGAAGUCAACAGUCAUCUUUUUCUGUUGCAGGAGAAAAUUCCAUAGCGCAUGAAACUUUUCUGUCUCCCACAGUCAAACUUCCCCCUGUUGGUUGACAGUUAAAUCAUUUGAGCUGACAAGAGGAUCAUAU
This is a messenger RNA of Gopherus flavomarginatus (Mexican gopher tortoise), 6617 nucleotides long. RefSeq names its product Rho related BTB domain containing 3 (gene RHOBTB3). The record is from RefSeq and is a predicted model, not a curated record. The transcript has 13 exons. NCBI's taxonomy places the organism in Eukaryota, Metazoa, Chordata, Testudines, Testudinidae. Gene Ontology annotation, molecular function: ubiquitin protein ligase binding; GTP binding; GTPase activity. Bases 520 to 2382 code for a protein of 620 amino acids. Gene Ontology annotation, biological process: regulation of proteolysis; proteasome-mediated ubiquitin-dependent protein catabolic process. Gene Ontology annotation, cellular component: cytoplasm.